Messenger RNA from Gasterosteus aculeatus aculeatus (three-spined stickleback), 2714 nucleotides. It is a transcript of the gene pptc7a, whose product is annotated as protein phosphatase targeting COQ7 a. Gene Ontology annotation, cellular component: mitochondrion. The record is from RefSeq and is a predicted model, not a curated record. NCBI's taxonomy places the organism in Eukaryota, Metazoa, Chordata, Actinopteri, Perciformes, Gasterosteidae. Gene Ontology annotation, biological process: protein dephosphorylation. Gene Ontology annotation, molecular function: protein serine/threonine phosphatase activity.
CGCGGCAGCAGCAGAACGGAGCGCGCGAGUACAGGACGUCAGGUCCGCACUCUUGUUAUGUAGCGUCUCGAGAGGCACAACUGACACCAUGGCGGCGGAGAAUCGGCAGCUGCGGAUCUUUCGGGGCAGAAUAGGCGUCUGUUUUCUGUGAAGAAAAGUUUUAGUCGACAACAAAUCUCCGGUUCGGCGCGCGCGCGCCCUUAGUCGGGUAGCUCGCGCAUCUGCAGCCUCGUUCGCCAGUCGCCAUCGUGCGCUUCACGCCGCCGCUAAGCUAGCAGCGGCGGCUAGCUUGGCCGGGAGGGGGGGGGGGUUUCUCUUUUCGGCGUGGGGCUGGUGUGUGGGUGAUGUUGUCCGUGCUGUCGUACGGCAGACUGGUUGCCAGAGCUGUCAUUGGCGGACUCUCUCAGACUGACAGUCGCGACUACAGCCUGGUGACUGCGAGCUGCGGCUUCGGCAAAGAUUUCUGCAAAGGCAUCCUGAAGAAAGGGACGUGCUACGGGGACGACGCGUGCUUCAUCGCCCGGCACAGGUCCGCCGACGUCUUGGGUGUAGCGGAUGGAGUAGGCGGCUGGAGGGACUACGGAGUAGACCCGUCGCAGUUUUCGGGGACACUGAUGAAGACGUGCGAGCGGCUGGUGAAGGAAGGACGUUUUGUACCCAGCAACCCGGUGGGAGUCCUGACGACCAGCUACUACGAGCUGCUGCAGAACAAAGUGCCUCUGCUGGGCAGCAGCACGGCCUGCAUCGUGGUGCUGGACCGGCAGAGCCACCAGCUGCACACGGCCAACUUGGGAGACUCGGGAUUCCUGGUGGUCCGCGGGGGCGAGGUGGUCCACCGCUCGGACGAGCAGCAGCACUACUUCAACACGCCCUUCCAGCUGUCCAUCGCUCCGCCGGGAGCCGAAGGGGCCGUCCUCAGCGACAGCCCCGACGCAGCCGACAGCUCUUGCUUCGACGUGCAGCUCGGCGACAUCAUCCUCACCGCCACCGACGGGCUCUUUGACAACAUGCCCGAUUACAUGAUCCUGCAGGAGCUGAAGAAACUCAAGAACUCAAACUACGAGAGCAUCCAGAAGGCGGCCCGGAGCAUCGCGGAGCAGGCCCACGUGCUGGCUUACGACCCCAACUACAUGUCGCCUUUUGCUCAGUUCGCCUGUGACAAUGGGCUGAACGUCAGAGGAGGAAAGCCAGAUGACAUCACAGUGCUGCUGUCUAUAGUGGCAGAAUACACCGACUAGAGGCUGUGGGAGGGAGGAGGGGGCGGCUUUGAUUCCUGCUGGUCAGGAUGAAGGACUGAUGACCGUUACUCUCCCCCCCCAGCGCAUAGGCUGCCUCCACUUUGCCUCAUCCCACUGCUGACCAUCCCCCCCCCCCCACAUAAAACUUCCUCCAUGCCCACUUCUGUGAUUGUGUCCGUUGAGAGUGGCUGAGAGAAGGGGAAGGAGGCCUGGCUGUCGUGUUGGCGUGCUUGCAGUGUCCGAGUGCUCACUGGGUAAUCCCAUUGACGGGGAUGAGCAAGUCAUCGGGCGCCGUGGAGAUGAGGAUCCCGGCUGACAUGGACAUGCCAUAGUUCUCUGGUGGGUGGCUCUGGACAGGAGGGGAAAGUGGGUGGAGACGGGAGGUGUUCAGACUGUUGAAGCAGGCCCAUGCUGGGCAGCUGGAAGGUAAAGAUGGAGUCCAUCAGUUGUGUCAGGAAGGGACGUGCACGGGAGAUGGCAGCGUUGGGGAUCAAUAAAUCGGCUGCCUCGUGCAGGCAGAUGUUCCUGAUGAUACAGUAGUAUUUGUAAAACCUCCGUCAGAGGGCUCGGAACAGGGAGCAUUGUGUUUGGUAAUAGGAAAGGAUCGGUUUGCUGUUCUUGGAUGUUCAGAUAAAAUAUUUGCAAAGUGUUUUAGUAUCUUGGGUGAUCUAAUAAUAAGAUUUCAAGAAAGAGAAGCCCUUUCCUUUUCCAAACCGCUGUGCUGGUUUUUAUGUCCUCGUCAAAUAGACGUUGGUUGAGACCCUUUAAUCACAGCUGCGGCUGAAGUCUUAAUUGCGAGUACAUGUGAUGCGUCCGCAUGUUCCCACUGCCUUAAAAGCACAAAACUUAAUAUAUAAUUUUCAUAUCAUAAAAAGAUCAAUUUGUGUAUUUUGGUGACUGAGGGAUUGUUGAAUUUUUCGUACUGAUCAGCCCUCGGUUUCCUUUCCUUUUGCUGCAGAGCUCCGAUGUUCCGUUCCCAUUACAUCAUUCCAGAUCUGCACUGCUACAACCUUUGGUAACGUUCUAACAAAGUGCCUUGAAUCAGGUGUUGUUGAUGCUGGCAAACGUUCAUAAUUCUUCAAACCCCAGACAGCGUGCCAGGCAUCCUGAAAACGUUACAUAGUGUUGAUUUUAAUGUGCUCCUCUGCACUCAGUCAGGAAUUAAGGAAUAGUGUAAAGCCAUCUGCAUGCUUAGACGUUCCUCCUGCCAUGUCAGGUGCCAUUUUGAAAUGGGAUAGUAAGUGAUCAAAUUGUCUUUUGUAGCACUGGACAAUCCAAGUAGCCUUAACAAUAUUACGAACCUCCCAAUGAGAUGGUGCUCCCUGACUCGUACGUGUCCUGACUUUGUUUUCCCCGUCACCUUUUCCUCUCCCAAACCCUUUGUGGCUGUAUAUACUGGGUAUACAAUUCAAUGAAGAUCUGUAAAAACAUUUUCAAAUCUGCACAAUAUUUAAUUAAAGAGUAUAGUAUUUAUUA